This is a messenger RNA of Pyrgilauda ruficollis (rufous-necked snowfinch), 6939 nucleotides long. It is a transcript of the gene MYO10, whose product is annotated as myosin X. The transcript has 36 exons. Bases 1 to 5628 code for a protein of 1875 amino acids. NCBI's taxonomy places the organism in Eukaryota, Metazoa, Chordata, Aves, Passeriformes, Passeridae. Gene Ontology annotation, cellular component: myosin complex; cytoskeleton. Gene Ontology annotation, molecular function: protein binding; ATP binding; cytoskeletal motor activity. The record is from RefSeq and is a predicted model, not a curated record.
AUGCCUGAUGUUUCUGUUUUACAAACCUACAUUGGUUCGAUAGUUGCAUCUGUGAACCCCUACAAGAGCAUCCCGGGGCUGUACGACCGUGCCGCCGUGGAGCGGUACAGCAAGCACCACAUGGGAGAGAUCGCGCCUCACAUCUUCGCCGUGGCCAACGAGUGCUACCGCUGCCUCUGGAAGCGCCACGACAACCAGUGCAUCCUCAUCAGUGGCGAAAGUGGUGCUGGGAAGACGGAGAGCACUAAGCUGAUUCUCAAGUUCUUGUCUGCAAUGAGCCAGCAUUCACUGGAGCUGUCCUCCAGAGAGAAGACCUCUUGUGUGGAGCAAGCUAUUCUUGAGAGCAGUCCAAUUAUGGAAGCUUUUGGCAAUGCAAAGACUGUUUACAACAACAACUCAAGCCGCUUUGGGAAGUUUAUUCAGCUGAACAUCUGUCAGAAAGGGAACAUUCAGGGAGGAAGAAUUAUGGAUUAUUUAUUGGAAAAAAAUCGUGUAGUAAGACAAAACCCCGGGGAAAGAAAUUAUCAUAUAUUCUAUGCUCUGCUGGCAGGGAUAGAAGAGAGAGAGAAAGAUGCUUUUUACUUAUCUGUACCUGAGAACUACCACUACCUGAACCAGUCUGGAUGUAUAGCGGAUAAGACAAUCAGUGACAAGGAUUCUUUCCAGGAAGUCAUUACUGCAAUGGAAGUGAUGGAGUUCAGCAGGGAGGAAGUACGAGAAGUUCUGAGGCUGUUGGCUGGCAUUUUGCAUCUGGGAAAUGUUGAGUUCAUCACUGCUGGAGGGGCACAAGUGUCCUUUAAAACAGCUUCUCCUAUUUCUACAACUAAAAUAAUUUCAAUAAAAAGGCCUGCUUUAUUUUCCUUUAGGGAAGGACUAAUUUGGGAAGAUAUUGACUGGACAGACAAUGGAGAGUGCUUGGAUCUUAUUGAAAAGAAACUGGGACUACUGGCACUCAUCAAUGAGGAGAGCCAUUUUCCUCAAGCUACUGACUCCACCUUACUGGAGAAGUUGAAUGCCCAGCAUGCUAACAAUCCUUUUUAUGUAAAACCAAGAGUUGCCGUUCACAACUUUGGAGUGAAGCACUACGCUGGGGAGGUCCAGUAUGAUGUCAGGGGGAUCUUGGAGAAGAACAGAGAUACUUUCAGAGAUGAUCUCCUGAACUUGUUGCGUGAAAGCAGUCUUGAUUUCAUCUAUGAUCUGUUUGAACACGUUUCAAGUCGCAACAAUCAGGACACUCUUAAAUGUGGAAGCAAGCAUCGAAAGCCUACUGUCAGUCUGCAGUUCAAGGAAUCACUUCAUUCUUUAAUGGCGACACUGAGUUCUUCAAACCCUUUCUUUGUUCGGUGCAUCAAACCCAACGUGCAGAAGAUGCCAGACCAGUUUGAUCAGACAGUGGUGCUUAACCAGCUGCGCUAUUCUGGGAUGUUGGAGACGGUCAGGAUUCGGAGGGCUGGUUUCCCAGUCCGGAGGCCCUUUCAAGACUUUUAUAAAAGGUAUAAAGUCCUCAUGAGAAACUUAACCCUCCCUGAAGAUUUAAAUGAGAAAUGUGCCGUCUUGCUUCGUCUGUAUGACAACACAAGCACUGAAUGGCAGCUUGGAAAAAAUAAGGUGUUCCUCCGGGAGUCCCUAGAACACAAGUUGGAGAAGCAGCGAGAAGCGGAAGUCACCAAGGCAGCCAUGAUCAUCCGAGCACACAUCUUAGGUUAUGCAGCCCGAAAGUGGUACAGAAAGGUUCUCUACUAUGUGGUUGUGAUACAGAAGAACUACAGAGCAUUCAGCGGUAGGAAGAAGUUCCUGUGCCUGAAGAAAGCAGCCACAGUCCUUCAGAAGCAGCGGCGAGGCCAGCUUGCUCGGCGUCUUUACAGGGAGCGACUGGAGGAGAAGCGGAGACAAGAGGAGGAAAGAAGAAGAGAGGAGGAAGAAAGGGAAAGACAAAGGCAAGAAGCAGAGCGUCUUGCCCAGCAGGCUGAAGAAGAGAGAAAGAAGCAGGAACAGGAAUUGGCUGCCAUUCAGAAAGCUCAGAAGGAGGCAGAACUGAAACAGGAGGUGGAGAAGCAGAAAGAAAGCAGGCAGGUGGAAGAAAUCCUACGUCUGGAAAAAGAAAUUGAAGACCUGCAGCGUGUGAAGAAGCAGCAGGAGCUGUCCUUGACUGAGGCUUCAUUACAGAGGCUGCAGCAGCGUCGAGAUGAGGAGCUCCGGCGGCUUGAGGACGAAGCAUGUCGGGCAGCCCAGGAGUUCCUGGAAUCUCUGAACUUUGAUGAGAUUGACGAAUGUGUCCGAAACAUUGAGAGGUCUCUCUCUGUGGGCAGUGGGUAUCCUGCUGAGCUGGCUGAACAGACUGGAAAUGCCUGCAGUGAAAAGCCCAAUUUUAACUUCAGCCAGCCAUAUCCUGAGGAGGAGGUAGAUGAGGGCUUUGAAGCCGAUGAUGAUGCAUUUAAGGAUUCGCCCAACCCGAGUGAGCAUGGCCAUUCUGAUCAAAGGACCAGUGGCAUCAGAACAAGCGAUGAUUCCUCAGAAGAGGAUCCUUACAUGAAUGAUACCGUGGUGCCAACAAUUCCUGCUGCCAGCGACGCCAUGGUCAUACCUCCUGCCCACGACACAGUGAGUCUCCACAACUCUUCCAGCGGCGAAUCCACGUACUGCAUGCCAGAAAACGUAUCCUGCAGACCCCCUAAUUCUGUGGAACUUAUUUCUCCCGACGGAGACUAUGAUUAUGACCAGGACGAUUACGAAGAUGGUGCUAUCACUUCUGGCAGCAGUGUGACCUUCUCUAACUCGCACAGUAGCCAAUGGUCACCCGACUACCGGUGUUCCGUGGGGACGUACAACAGCUCUGGAGCAUACCGGUUCAGCUCUGAGGGAGCUCAGUCUUCGUUUGAAGACAGUGAAGAAGAUUUUGACUCCAGGUUUGAUACAGAUGAUGAACUUUCCUACCGGAGGGAUUCAGUCUAUAGCUGUGUCAGCCUGCCCUACUUUCACAGUUUUCUGUACAUGAAAGGUGGCUUAAUCAACACAUGGAAGCGACGCUGGUGUGUCCUGAAAGAUGAGACCUUCCUGUGGUUUCGUUCUAAGCAGGAAGCACUUAAGCAGGGUUGGCUUCACAAAAAGGGGGGUGGAUCAUCUACGCUUUCCAGAAGGAAUUGGAAGAAAAGAUGGUUUGUUCUCAGACAGUCCAGGUUGAUGUACUUUGAAAAUGACAGUGAAGAAAAGCUAAAGGGUGCCGUGGAUGUCCGAACUGCCAAAGAGAUUGUUGAUAAUACAGGCAAAGAAAAUGGUAUUGAUCUAAUAAUGAGUGAUAGGACCUACCACUUAAUUGCUGAAUCCCCUGAGGAUGCAAGCCAGUGGUUCAGUGUACUGAGUCAAGUCCAUGCGUCCACAGAGCAGGAGAUCCGGGAGAUGCAUGAUGAGCAGGCAAAUCCACAGAAUGCUGUGGGUACACUCGACGUAGGACUAAUUGAUUCUGUCUGUGCUGCUGACAAUCCAGAUAGACCCAAUUCAUUUGUGAUCAUCACUGCUAAUCGUGUUCUUCACUGUAAUGCUGACACUCCUGAAGAGAUGCAUCACUGGAUAACCCUGCUCCAGAGGUCAAAGGGGGACACUAGAGUGGAAGGACAAGAAUUCAUUGUGAGGGGGUGGCUACACAAGGAAGUAAAGAACAACCCAAAGAUGUCCUCGUUAAAACUAAAGAAGCGUUGGUUUGUUUUGACGCACAAUUCUUUGGACUACUACAAGAGUUCAGAGAAAAAUGCCUUGAAAUUGGGUACACUGGUCCUGAACAGCCUCUGCUCAGUGGUCCCACCUGAUGAAAAAAUCUUCAAAGAGACAGGUUACUGGAAUGUGACCGUGUACGGACGCAAACACUGCUACCGUCUCCAUACGAAAUUGCUUAAUGAGGCAACCCGCUGGUCAAGUGCCAUCCAGAACGUGAUUGACACAAAGGCACCCAUUGAUACUCCAACUCAGCAGCUUAUUCAGGAUAUUAAGGAAAACUGCCUGAAUGCUGAUGUGGUUGAACAGAUUUAUAAGAGGAAUCCCAUUCUCCGUUACACUCAUCAUCCAUUGCACUCACCAUUACUGCCACUGCCAUAUGGGGACAUCAAUCUAAACUUGCUGAAAGACAAAGGCUACACAACUCUGCAGGAUGAAGCCAUCAAGAUAUUUAAUUCUUUACAGCAGCUGGAGUCUAUGUCUGAUCCCAUCCCUAUAAUCCAAGGUAUCCUGCAAACAGGACAUGAUUUACGACCUCUCCGAGAUGAGCUCUACUGUCAGCUCAUCAAGCAAACCAAUAAAGUGCCUAACCCUGGGAGCGUGGGGAACCUCUAUAGUUGGCAAAUACUCACCUGCAUGAGUUGCACAUUUCUGCCCAGUCGCAGCAUCCUCAAAUAUCUCAAGUUUCAUCUCAAAAGGGUUCGUGACCAGUUUCCAGGAACCGAAAUGGAGAAAUACGCACUUUUCACUUACGAAUCUCUGAAGAAAACCAAAUGCAGAGAGUUCGUGCCAUCGCGAGAUGAAAUAGAAGCACUGAUUGGCAGGCAGGAGAUGACAUCCACAGUUUAUUGCCAUGGUGGGGGCUCCUGUAAGAUUACAAUCAACUCACACACUACAGCUGGAGAGGUGGUUGAAAAGUUAAUUCGUGGCUUGGCCAUGGAGGAUAGCAGAAAUAUGUUUGCUUUGUUUGAAUACAACGGAACUACUGAUAAAGCAAUUGAAAGCAGAACCAUUGUAGCUGAUGUCUUGGCAAAGUUUGAAAAGCUUGCUGCCACUGCUGAAGCUGGGGAGAUGCACUGGAAGUUCUACUUCAAGCUCUACUGCUUCCUGGACACAGAAAAUGUCCCAAAAGAUAGCGUGGAAUUUGCCUUUAUGUUUGAGCAGGCUCAUGAAGCAGUGAUUAAAGGACAUUAUCCUGCUCCUGAGGAAACCCUCCAGGUCCUUGCAGCUUUGCGUCUUCAGUACCUUCAGGGAGAUUACACUGUGCACACCACUGUACCAGAACUGGAGGAAGUCUAUCCCUUGCAAAAGCUGAAGUCCAGGAUUACACAGUCGACCAAAACAUUUACUGCAUCAGAGAAGGCCGAGAAGAAACGAGCCAGCUUUCUUGAAGGAACACUGCGGAGGAGUUUCCGAAGUGGCUCUGUCAGCAAACAGAAGGUUGAGGAGGAUCAGAUGUUAGACAUGUGGGUCAAAGAGGAAAUCUCAGCUUCCAGGACUAGUAUUAUUGACAAAUGGAAAAAACUCCAGAGGAUGAAUCAGGAGCAGGCCAUGGCAAAGUACAUGGCUUUGAUUAAGGAAUGGCCUGGCUAUGGUUCAACACUCUUUGACGUAGAGUGUAAAGAAGGGGGAUUCCCACAGGAGUUGUGGCUUGGAGUCAGCGCUGAUGCAGUUUCUGUCUACAAGCGUGGGGAAGGAAGGCCUCUGGAGGUGUUCCAGUAUGAACAUAUCUUGUCAUUUGGUGCUCCGCUUGCCAACACCUACAAGAUCGUGGUGGAUGAAAGAGAACUGCUUUUUGAAACUAGCGAGGUGGUUGACAUUGCAAAGCUGAUGAAAGCUUACAUCAGUAUGAUCGUGAAAAAACGCUACAGCACCUCUCGAUCCGUGAGUAGUCAUGGAAGUCAGGGCAGCUCCAGGUGAAAACAAAACCAGUUCUACUGCCCCCUAAAUAGAAUACAUCACUCCUUGGCCUCAGAACGAUCUGGGGACAUCAAUCACCUUCGUUGACAAGCUAACCAAGAAUCGGAGUUUCAACGGAAAAUACCUUCAAACAAUGUUUUAGAAAGACCACAGGGAGGCAGGGGAAAAUCACCUGGAAUAGUCACAUACCUAGAACUGCUGGCUCAUUCAAAACUUUCCAAAGCAUUAUUACCUUCCGUUGAUGUAACAAAUGCCUUAAGACUCGAUCCACUGCAAUACAAAGCAGUAAUAAGUGCCUUACCAUAUAAGCCUAACUUGUAUUGAUCUAAAAUUGCUGAUAAAAGUCAAGAGGAUUUCCUUUGUCCUUUCAGAACACUGAAAACAGAGUUAUAUUCAUCCAUUCUGCACUAAUCUACUGGCCUGCAUACAGGUGGGAAGGGGGAGGGAAGAAGAGCAAGGUAUAUUUUUUUGGAGCGCUGCUGGCAGCUUUCCUGAUGGACACCAACACUUUGUUUGCCCUUGCUUCCAUGGAUGUGCACAUCGUGCAUGUGUGCUUGAGCUGUCAGUAAAAUUUGACAAAUUUUAUUCUGUAUUUCACAAGUCUUUUGAAGCAAAGGGAAUAAGUAUGUGCAAUGGUGUAAACAGUCUUUCUGUACAUUUUAAUAGUUCAGAGUUAUAGUUGUUACAAUUGUAUGGUUACUUUAUAAGCAGUUUUAUUAACAAGUAAAUUCCAAAAUUUUCAUACACUGAUUUUACUUUUUCAAAUAUGUAUUACCAUAUAAGUAGCAGAAGUCUGCAUUCUGUAUCUGCUGUAUGAUAAAGAGAGAUGUAGCUGAGAAUAUUUAUAGACUACCCUAAUAUGGAAAUACAGUUAUCAGUUCAAUUCUCCAUAAUGUCAGCUUAAGUUUUUAAUAUUAAUUUUUUCUUUGAAAGACAUCAUGUUUUAUACUUCUGGCUGGACUCCUCAACCCAGAUUGACUGCCAAAGGCCAGAGCCCUUCAGAGUUGACUAGAGAAGGCAACGUUAUACAAUGCAACUGCUUUAAUAUUUUACCUGGUUGCCUGAUGAAGGUUUUUGAGAGUAUCCUGUAAAUAAAUUGGGGAAUAUCAGCUAAUAAUAAUUUGAUUUUGGACCUUUAUUUUUGUACAGAAAUACUGUAAUAUAAGGCAAAACUUUGUUCAAAGGUAUCUUUUUGUCCACAGAUUAAAAAAAAAAAAAAGAAAAAAAGAGACCUGAAAAACCUUACUGUUGUUAAAAACCUCAGCCAUUAAGGAAUCAUGCCUACUUACUGGGAAAAAAAAAGUCCAGCAA